Molecule: messenger RNA, 956 nt
Organism: Papilio polytes (common Mormon)
Lineage: Eukaryota; Metazoa; Arthropoda; Insecta; Lepidoptera; Papilionidae
Gene: veli
Product: protein lin-7 homolog C
Exons: 1
Coding region: 108-704 (198 amino acids)
Biological process (GO): neurotransmitter secretion; maintenance of epithelial cell apical/basal polarity; protein localization to basolateral plasma membrane
Cellular component (GO): synapse; cell-cell junction; basolateral plasma membrane
Molecular function (GO): protein binding
Source: RefSeq, a predicted model, not a curated record
GUAGACAAUUUGACAAUCGAUGAAAAUGACAUGUUGAUAUCGAUCAUCGCAUACUUAUUUCAGUAAAAUUAUUACUCACGUCCUGGUUACCUGAAUACUAAUACAAUAUGAGCAGCACGGGUGAGCAGUUAACUCUAGCAAGAGAUAUUAAAAGAGCUGUGGAAUUAUUAGAAAAGUUACAGCAAAGUGGCGAAGUUCCUGCCACCAAGUUAGCUGCAUUGCAAAAAGUGCUCCAGAGUGAUUUUUUAAAUGCUGUUAGAGAAGUGUACGAACAUGUCUACGAAACUGUGGAUAUUCAGGGUUCCGCGGAUAUUCGAGCAUCGGCUACAGCGAAAGCGACGGUAGCAGCUUUCGCCGCAGCAGAAGGUCACGCUCAUCCUCGAGUUGUCGAACUUCCGAAAACCGAAGAAGGUUUAGGUUUUAAUGUUAUGGGUGGUAAAGAGCAGAAUUCACCUAUAUACAUAUCUCGGAUCAUCCCAGGAGGAGUUGCCGACCGUCACGGUGGAUUAAAGAGAGGUGAUCAAUUGCUUUCUGUCAAUGGUGUAUCCGUUGAAGGUGAAAAUCACGAGAAGGCUGUGGAACUACUGAAGCAAGCAGUAGGUUCUGUCAAGUUAGUAGUUCGCUAUACUCCAAAGGUUUUAGAAGAAAUGGAGAUGAGAUUUGACAAGCAGAGGACUGGACGGCGACGCGCCAAUUACAAUUAAACAAUAAUUUACUUGUAUUCAUGUUAAUCUAUACUUAUUUCUUAUACUAGAAGGUUUUUAAGUACUUAAUAUUUAUAGAAAAAUAAUUUAAGUUACUAAAUAUUUCUUAUUAAGUCUAUGAUUCAUUUGAUUGUAGUUGAAUAUGGUAAUAAAUGUGUUGAUAUUUAUUAGAUCUAUGUUAAUUUACAUAAAAAUAAGCUCUUAAUGUUAUUUUUAAUAAAUAUUACUGUUCUAUGGUAUUAUUAGUUAUAA